Molecule: messenger RNA, 832 nt
Organism: Micromonas pusilla CCMP1545
Lineage: Eukaryota; Viridiplantae; Chlorophyta; Mamiellophyceae; Mamiellales; Mamiellaceae
Exons: 3
Coding region: 329-832 (167 amino acids)
Source: RefSeq, a predicted model, not a curated record
GCGCCGAGGAGUGCGACGGCGACGACGACGACGGCGGCGGCGGUCAGAGAAAGGAGGAGGACGCGGCGCGCGGCGCGAGGAGGGCGUUCGCGGCGCACGUGCGGCGCGGGCUGACGACGCGCGACGGCGUCGAAGAGACGUUCGUCGUCCGACGACCAGGCGCGUUCUAUACACUGGUCCCCAUACGACCGCGUCGGCGUGGUGAACGCCGAUCCUUAAGGACUUUUCCCGUCGUCAUUUCUGUGCCCACACCUCGCUUUCAAUACCCGCCCUCGGCGCCUUUCAACUUCAACUGACGCCUUUCAACUCCACCCCGACGUUCGCUCGUAUGGAAUUGCCCUCAGACGACGACGACGACGACGACGCGACGACGCUCGUCGCGGCGGCGAGCGACGGCGCGCGCCGCGCGCCGCGUUUCGAUCGGACGACGUCGCCGUUCGGUCCGGUCGUCCUCUCCGUGACCGACCAGAUGGCGCUCGUGUGCGGUAUCGCGCACGCGCGUCUCGUCCGCGCGGGGACGGCGCGCGACGACGACGACGGCGACGACGACGACGACGAGAAAAACGCGUCCUCGAUACUUCUCGUGAGAAGCACCCCGGCGCGUUGGAUCACGGGCGGGUACGCGGCGCACCACUACGUCCCCGAACCCCCGCAGCCGCACGGGCUGUGCUACGAGGCGUCGAUGGCGAUCGGCGGCGGUUUAGGCGGCGAGGGGGUCCCGAACGCGUCGAGACGGCGGCGCGCGCGCGUCGGUUACAUCGCCGUCAGGCGCGUUCUAGUAUCGCACUGGUCCCCAUACGACCGCGUUCGCGUGGUGAACGCCGAUCCUUAA